AUGGACAAAUACGUAGAAUUAAUUGAAACUGGCAUAUCCACGGUUUUGGAUAAGGAGAGCUAUCUAUUCACCCCACAGGAACUCAAGUACUUCCAUGCCUUCAGCAAUCUCUACUAUAAUCACAGAAUAUUCUUAACCAAAUUACUCAACCGUCAGCCUUCCAAGUGGCACAAGCUAUCGACUUUUGAUUUAAAUUUUGAUUUGGACGAGAUCCUUGAUGACCUCAUUAUUCAUCCAUAUCAUGAGACUGUAGACGACGCUGAUCUGGCUAUAGCUAUCAAUCAGUCACUAGAUACUGCUCGCGUUCAAGGCGAUCAAGACGCGUGGAAAGAUCUCAACUUCAUUCAAUCAACUGAAUACUUGAACCUACAAACAAUUUCCAUCGAGUACUUGCUCAAUAUUUGCAACAAUCAAGACUUGGUGGCAAUUUCUACCAAGUUUAAUUGCCUUCCGAAGCAACAGACACGCACAAACAUGAUUCAUGCCAUACUCAAUACCUCAACCACUCAAUCUACACUAACUAACAGUGGCGGUUUGUCUUUCAACCUCAGCGGCAAUCUACUUAACCAAUCCUUCUCACUGAAAUCCACAAUACUCAACCAAAUGGGUAAAGUCAUACGCGUAAAUCCCCCGAUACACAAUCUAUUCAACAGACUUGCAUUCGUUUAUUCGCGCCAAUCAACUUUAUUUUCGCCUCCCCACCAAUUACUCUCAUCCUUUAACAAACGGCACUAUCCGCAGCCCACACACACACGCACAAUAGCAUUCGAUAGUCGCAGCACGCUGAUUGAAUUCAUACACGCGCUCAACCUCGAAGCAGAGUUUGAUAAUGCAUUAGAUGCGCGCGAAUACCCUGAAGCGCAAGGGUUAGCUGAGAGUGUAGUGGGCAGGUGGGAACAGAUAUCCGCGUCGCAUACGACAAUACGUAACUGGCGCGCGCGCUAUUCACCUGGCCAUGUCUACACACGUCUAGUGCACAAACUAUCAGCCAUCUACUCGCGCAACAAGGACUAUCAAGCUGAGGUUCGUCUGCUGAAAGAAUUACUGCAACAGAGAGUUUGGCGUACAGCUAGACGCGGUGCUUGGUAUUCUCGUCUCGCGCUCGUUCUCAUGACGCACUACAAAGAUGAUCGCCUCUCUUCCUAUACCGAGGCACUCAACAUAUGUGCAGAUGCUCUGAUGGAUCACGACACGCACGAAAUCUACAAACCGGAUCUUUAUAGACGCGUUGCUAGACUUGAAAAAUCUAAAGUUCUCAAUGUGGCACCUGAAGACCGCACGCCCGCGAUAACGCUGCGCAAUCCUACCAAAAAGUACGUCUAUGCUGUGCGAGACUACACGGCUAUGACGACACACUCGCUUUGGAAGCCUUUCUUUCCUGUUGUGAUCCAAGAAGAAGAUGGCAGUACGAGCGAAAGUAUGGACGUAGUCCGAGUCGAAGAUAUUGCACUGCAGGCGUAUAAUAUCGAAGGCUGGCAGGGCUUACAUACAGAAGGACGCAUCGUUCGCACUAUCUUCGUCCUCGCGCUCUGGGAUAUCAUUUUCGAUCCUGCCGAGGGCGCCUUCGAGACGCCUUUCCAAAUCGCUCCACUCGACCUUCACGAUGGCGACUUUUACGAACUGCGCAGAGAUGCUAUUGAGUCGCGUCUGGGUGAAAUCUGCGAGAUUGGCGCAGCUGAUCUCGUCGCUGAGAGGUACGAUGCAGAGAUGGAGAAACGCACUUGGGCGAUAGCUGUGAAUUGGGACUAUGAACGGGGGCAGUUGGUGGGACUGGCUGAGUGUCUUGGUGGACGUUGUCUGGCACAGAUCUUCAGAGUAUUGUGUCAGGACUGGGAUCAUCGUACGGGUGGAAUGCCAGAUCUAGUGCUGUGGCGCACAGACACGCAUACUGCCAAGUUUGCAGAGGUGAAAGGACCGGGUGAUACACUUUCAGAGACACAAAAGGUGUGGAAUGACGUGCUCCUCUCAACACAGUGCGAAGUAGAUCUAUGUCAUGUAGUCGCUUCGAAUACGCUCGAAAAUGAGGAUGACGAGGUAAAAAUUAUCAACAGACCACCCAGAAAGCGAAAAAGCGUACCAGAUUUACCAACUAAACCUGCCACGCCUGGACCCGUUGCGCAGAUGAAGAGAUCUGAAUCAGAGCAGACGAUCAAACAGAAUCAGAAUGCAAUCAUGCACCGAUCCCACUCGGAGCAACCGCCACUUGCUACGAAAAACAGUAACGAUACACUUACAAUCAAAAAGAAUUCAUCAAUGCCCCCGCCGGAAUUAGGAAUCGGAAGGGUGCGCACGCCCUCCGAACUUAACAUAGAUAUACCUAAAAGUAGAGUAAUGAGACGCAAGUCAAGUGGUUCAUCCUCAAGUGGUGCCACGAAAAAGAAACCCAGAGUGAGAUCUGAGUCUUCCAUAGAGAACUACUUCAACCGAGUGUAG
This is a messenger RNA of Wallemia ichthyophaga EXF-994, 2433 nucleotides long. Its product is annotated as Fanconi-associated nuclease 1-like protein. The record is from RefSeq and is a predicted model, not a curated record. The transcript has 4 exons. The coding region runs from base 1 to 2433 and encodes 810 amino acids. Gene Ontology annotation, biological process: interstrand cross-link repair. Gene Ontology annotation, molecular function: 5'-3' exonuclease activity; flap-structured DNA binding; 5'-flap endonuclease activity. Lineage: Eukaryota; Fungi; Basidiomycota; Wallemiomycetes; Wallemiales; Wallemiaceae. Gene Ontology annotation, cellular component: nucleus.